This is a messenger RNA of Sinocyclocheilus rhinocerous, 4750 nucleotides long. Its product is annotated as plexin-C1-like. The record is from RefSeq and is a predicted model, not a curated record. Gene Ontology annotation, molecular function: protein binding; semaphorin receptor activity. Bases 65 to 3958 code for a protein of 1297 amino acids. The transcript has 26 exons. NCBI's taxonomy places the organism in Eukaryota, Metazoa, Chordata, Actinopteri, Cypriniformes, Cyprinidae. Gene Ontology annotation, cellular component: plasma membrane; semaphorin receptor complex. Gene Ontology annotation, biological process: negative regulation of cell adhesion; regulation of cell shape; semaphorin-plexin signaling pathway.
GUCUGAGAGCAGUUGAUGUCUGUGACAAGUUCUCUGAACUUCAGCUGCUCAUCAGAUAUGCAAGAUGAGAAGAUUACUUGGAAUUCUUGUACUUUUGAAAUACUGCAUUUACGGUGAUGCAGUGAACUUUGAUUCAGACAUCAAGGAUUUUGUAGUUGGUAACGGUAAGUUAUUUGUUCUUACUGACCAUCGACUACAUCAGAUGAGCCACGAUCUUUCUGAGGAGAAGAGGAAAAUAAUCACUAAUGCCACUGAAUACAGAGUCAACAUUCUGGUGCCUUUUGACGCAAACAGCACCCUGAUAGCAUGUGGGACUUUUAAUGAUGGAUAUUGUGAAGUUCUUGAUAUAAAUGACAUUACAAACAGCAUUUACUAUGAACGUAAUAUAUUGAUAGGACCGCGACAGGAUGAGAAAUCUGUUGCCUUCAUAGCCGGUACAGGUAGCAGUAGGUACCUUUUGGUUGGGAAAAAAGACGACGAUGCAAAAGCUCAGGAUACCAGGUAUUCUGUUGUUACCUUGUGGAACACUUUACAGUCUCAAGCAGGUGGGAUUUUCUCAAAAAUAGCAGAAGGAUCAGAUGCCAGCAUUCAGAGCACUGUGAGAGAUGUGGAGUUUGUUGGCGGAUUCCAGAGAGUUUCACCCUCAGAAUCCUACUUAUUUCUCAACGCAAAGACUGGCUCAGAGAGGAAAGUGCUCGUCCUGUGGAUGAACAGCUCUAAAGGAAAAAAGAGAGACAUCAUCAAAUCCCUACAGGCUGCAACGAUACGAUGCUGCAGUGAUAAAGCUCGUCCAGUGCUCGUCGCCUGCACUGUUAUUCCCUCAGUGAACGGCGUUAUUUGGGCAGGUGUGUUCAGUGCGCAGAAUCAGCAGGAUCCGGAGAACAGCGCGCUGGCUCUGUACGACAUCAGGAGCAUUCAAGGCCGAGUGAAGGGCUUCUGCGCUUAUGGUAAAACCCCAUGUGGUCCACAGAGUGAUACUGAACUUCAGCCGCUCUCUGUGGUGUUCAAGUACAGCUCAAUGUCAGCAGUGGCAGCAGUUAGAAGUGGAUCCUGGAUUGUGCUGUUCAUAGGAACCAGUGAUGGUCAACUCAUAAAGCUUGUGUUGGAUGAGAAAUUCACUCCAGGAUGUCCAAUAGUGCUGUUUAAAUCUGAUGAUGAACGAGCAGUGCUUCCCAGAAUGCACUUUGAUCCAGUAGAUUUCAAACAUAUUUACAUCGCUCUGAGGAAACAGGAUGCAUGUAAAUAUCUACUGUCUGAGAUGGUCUACAAUAAGCCAGAGAUUCUGUCUCUGGAGCCGAACAAGGUUUCUUUCCAUGGCAGAAACAAUGUUUUACUAAGAGGAAGGAACCUGGAAUCUGUCACUAAAAUCCGUAUUCAAGGGGAUCUGUACUGCAUUCCUAAAGAAUCUCCAGUGUUUGAUCGCUCCAGUGACACUCUAAGGUUCCACAUUCCUCCCAGUGAAACUAAAGGAACAGUGAAAGUGUGUGUUGUUACUCCUGACGACCGUUGUCAUGGCAACAGCAUCAUCACUUACAGUUCUCAGCCCAGCUGCACUGGAAUACAGCCCAUAGUCAGCUGGAGCAGUGGUGGAAGGAAGAUUCAUGUUCAGGGGAGCAAUAUGGAAUUUGUGGAAUCAGUUACUGUCUUCCCCUCUAAUGAAGUGCGGAAAACACAAUUCAACACAAGCUCAGAGGAUGUGUGGUUUGAGUCCCCCCACUAUGAUGGCAGUGAUCAGUUUAGCUUGUUGUUGAAUGUUGGGAACUUCACUGUGGACUGUGUGUAUUAUUUCUCCUUCAAGCCUGAUCCAGAAUUCACUGGAUUCACCACCGUACAGGUGGCCAAUGAUCUACAGGUGAACAUUAAGAAAAAGGCAGAUAUGUUGAAUUUGAGUAUGAGUGAGGUGACUGUGACGGGUCUACAGGGAGAUCAGGAGUAUCCGUGUGUUUUGGAGAAGAUUGAGUCCAAUGCCGUCAUCUGUAAGAUUAAAGGAGAAUCAGGAGCCGUCCCAACAGUGGGCUCACUCACUAUAAAAAUCGGGGAUUUUUCUAAAAACCUUGAGUCUCAAAGUGCUAUAAUAUAUUUACUCAUCUUUGCCGCAUUGAUUCUGCUUAUAAUUCUGGGUGCUGUUGUUGGAGUCAUUGUUCACCGUAAGAGCCAGAGACAAAUGAAUGAGAGAAUGAACAAGCAACUGGAAAUGCUGGAAAGCAACAUCAGAAGGGAUAUACGCCAAGGCUUUGUUGACUUGCAAACAGAAAAAUCUGAUUUAAUCGAUAAUGUUGGAGCCAUACCUUUCUUGGACUACAAGCACUUUGCCUCAAAAAUCUUCUUUCCUGAGGCUGGCCCUCUGGCACCAGUCAUGAUCAGAGACAUUGGGCAGGACUCUGAGCAGACAACUGUUGAUGAGAAAUGUCAGGCUUUUGCUGCACUGAUCAGAGAUAAGCAGUUUCUCAGCUGUUUUGUGCAUGCAUUAGAAGAACAGAAAAACUUCAGCAUUAAAGACAAAUGUACAGUGGCUUCUCUGUUGACUCUGGCCCUCCAUGGAGACCUGCUUUAUCUCACAGAGGUAAUGGAGGACCUUCUGCAGAGUCUGAUGGACCAGUCCAGCAAUGCAAAUCCCAAACUUCUCCUGCGGCGCACAGAGUCCAUAGUGGAGAAGCUUCUUACCAACUGGAUGUCCAUCUGUCUGUACGGCUUCCUCAGGGAAUCAGUAGGACAGCCUCUCUUCCUGUUGGUGUCAGCUUUGACUCAGCAAAUCUCUAAAGGGCCGGUGGAUUCGGUGACAGAGAAAGCUCUGUACACUCUUAGCGAGGACUGGCUUCUCUGCCAAGCCCAGGACUUUGAGGCCUUGAAACUGAAGGUGGUGUUUGCUGUGGGGACUGGAGGAGAGGUCAGUGAACCCUUAGAGGUCAACGCACUGACAUGUGACACAAUACAACAGGUCAAGGAGAAAAUCUUACAGACCUUUCAGCGCAAAUUUGGAUUCCCCUUCCAGCAGAUCAGGGAUAUAGAAAUCGAAUGUGAAAAGGAAGGAAAGUUUGUCAUGCUACAGGAAGUCGAUGAAACCUCAGAGAUACGGGGGCAUGUUACCAUGUUGAACACUCUAAAACAUUAUCAGGUUGGAGAUGGAGCAUGCAUUAAAGUUAUCACAACAAAAGUACAUGCACCAUUGAGGUCUCAGAGCAGUGUAAAGGAUGAUGAGAACUUCGCUGUCAAGUACUUCCAUCUGGUUGAUCCAGAUAUUGACACAGACCUGAGCAAACAUCCAGAGAAAAAAGCACUAAAAUUCAAAGAGAUGUACCUCACCAAGCUGCUCUCCACCAAGGUGGCAGUCCAUUCUUUUGUGGAGAAUCUGUUUAGAAGUAUCUGGGGAUUGCCUAACAGCAAGGCCCCAUUGGCUGUCAAGAACUUUUUCGACUUCCUGGAUGCACAAGCAGAGAGAAAAAAAAUCUCAGAUCCAGAUGUUCUUCACAUCUGGAAAACAAACAGCCUUCCACUUCGUUUCUGGGUGAACAUCCUGAAGAACCCUGACUUUGUGUUCAGUGACCUGGAGAAGACGCCUCACCUGGAUGGCUGUCUGUCCGUCAUCGCUCAGGCCUUUAUGGACUCCUUCUCCUUAGCUGAGCAACACCUGGACAAGCAUUCACCAACCAAUAAGCUACUCUACGCCAAAGACAUCCCUCAGUACAAACAGGAAGUGAAGUCGUACUACAAGUUAGUAAAGGACCAGACUUCUAUUAGCAGCCAAGAGUUGAAAAUAUUUCUUCAAGAGGAGUCAAAGAAACAUCAAAAUGAGUUCAAUGAAUCUGCGGCUCUGCGUGAACUCUGCAAAUACAUGCUCCGCUACUUCAGUGAGGUUUCUCAGAAGCUGGAACAGACAGAUGCCCCCGCUAGGUUGAAAGAGGACAUGCAAAAUGUGAAGGAGCUUUUUGAAAGCAUGAAACGAAGUGGUUGGUGUUGAAAUUCCUGGUCUUGUUAUUCAAAAGGGUAUUCACACUGCAUUUUGAUUAUUUUAAGCUGGUCAUUAAACUAGACGCAUCUCCCUCAUAAUAACUGUCAUAAUCAUCAGCCAUAUAUUAGAGAAGAUUCACUUCUGUUUGUUGGAUACUGUAGAGACCAAGUGAAUGUAAUGUAUAUUGAUGAAUUUUCGAGUUUGAGAGGAGUUCAUUGUUGAGCUUAUAUUGGACUAACACUGAGCUGCCUAUACAGUGCAUCUCAAGCCCAUGACUUUGCUAUGCACUGCAAUGCAAAACUUGAUUCAUAUGGUUUAAUUAGAUUUUUUUUCUACUUUCUAAAUCAUAUAUUAUUUUACUACAGUUUCCCUGUAAUGCAUUAAUCUGCCAGGCCAAGCACUGUAUGUUUCUCCUUUUUGAAAUCUUUUGAAAAUGGACUAAACCGAAUAUUUUUGUAAUUUGCAUAGUUAUUCAACUGUCUUCGUCUGCACUAUACUAAUAUAAUGUGUCUAGUUUUAUGUAAAGAGGUGUUUGUGUUACUAAGUGUUACUUGCACAACAGUGUGUUCACCGUUAACCUGUGUUCCUUUGUCGCCCUCUAUUGGUUAUGCUAGUUAUUACUUAUAAUAUGAUAGCUUGCAUUAAACGAUUUCUAGACCAAUUAGAGACAGUAGGCCUUUUUUUAGGACUGUCACUGUAAAGAUGUAUUAAUUAAUUACAUUAUCCAUAAGGACUAACAUUCAGGACGAUAUAACCAAACAAAAAAAAUAUGGGUGAAAUUGCCAGUAUAUUUUUAAAUGU